Molecule: messenger RNA, 1430 nt
Organism: Brachypodium distachyon (stiff brome)
Lineage: Eukaryota; Viridiplantae; Streptophyta; Magnoliopsida; Poales; Poaceae
Product: probable 3-hydroxyisobutyrate dehydrogenase-like 1, mitochondrial
Exons: 1
Coding region: 59-1087 (342 amino acids)
Molecular function (GO): oxidoreductase activity; NAD binding; NADP binding
Source: RefSeq, a predicted model, not a curated record
AUUUCUGACAAUUCACGGCACAUCCAGACAAUUUAUCCGGCCGGUACUCUGCCCCCAAAUGCUCGCCUCCAUCUCUCGAUCCCUCAGUCGCCGCCGCCCGCACCUACCGCUUGCCGUCGCCGCCGCAACAGCAGCCAUGUCGUCGUCCGACACCAGCGCAAACGUCUCCGACCGUCCGAUCUCCCCGGACACCACGCGCAUAGCAUGGGUCGGGACGGGCGUGAUGGGCCAGUCCAUGGCCGGCCACCUGCUCGCCGCCGGCUACGCGCUCACCGUUUACAACCGCACGCCCUCCAAGGCCCAGGGCCUCGUCUCCAGCGGCGCUCGCCUCGCGGACAGCCCGCGGGCCGCCGCGGCUUCCGCCGAUGUUAUCUUCCUCAUGGUGGGCUUUCCCUCCGACGUCCGCACCACGACCCUCGACCCCUCCACCGGCGCCCUCGCCGGCCUCGCCCCAGGCGGCGUCCUCGUCGACAUGACCACCUCCGACCCCAUCCUCGCCGCCGAGAUAGCCGCAGCCGCGGCGGGCAACGGCUGCGCAGCGAUCGACGCCCCCGUAUCAGGCGGCGACCGCGGGGCCCGCAACGCCUGCCUCUCGAUCUUCGCCGGCGGCGACGCGGGCAUCGUGGCCCGCCUCGCGCCCCUCUUCAAGCUGAUGGGCACCGCGCUGUACAUGGGCGGGCCGGGCGCGGGGCAGCGCGCGAAGCUGGGCAACCAGAUCGCCAUCGCGUCCACCAUGGUGGGCCUCGUGGAAGGCAUGGUGUACGCGCACAAGGCCGGGCUGGACGUGGGCAGGUGGCUGGAGGCCAUCUCCAGUGGCGCGGCGGGGUCCAAGUCGCUGGAGCUGUACGGGAAGCGGAUGCUGGAGCGCGACAUGGCGGCCGGGUUCUACGUCCGGCACUUCGUCAAGGACCUCGGGAUCUGCCUGUCGGAAUGCCAGACCAUGGGGCUGGCGCUGCCGGGGCUCGCACUCGCCCACCAGCUCUACGUGUCGCUGCUCGCCCAUGGCGAGGGCGGGCUUGGCACGCAGGCGCUGAUACUUGCCAUUGAGCGUCUCAACAACACUUGCCUUGAGAAGAAAGGGGAGUGAAUCGAGUGAUUUGGUGAUGCGACCUGAGAAUGUUGGUGAUGUUUCAGUUGUUCACUUGGUAUAUCAAUCUGUCUACACUUUACAGUGGCUAAUGGUUCAAAUAAGAUUGGAAGACCGGACUGUUCCCUUGCAUUGACGAUACUCAAAUUUUUGGCAGUCAACCUGUAAGGAAUGUCUAUCAACCCUGGCAAUCAAACUAGCAUAUUCAAGCUUAAUUUUAAGCGUGGUCAUGGUUAGUUUUUUUUGGAGUUCGCUGUGAUAUGUGUGUGCUGCCUCAAAUCGCACAUCCCUACAAUAUCAGACUGACGCUGUAAAUGACGAGACCUCUAUUGCACAAGUGAAA